This is a messenger RNA of Aethalodelphis obliquidens (Pacific white-sided dolphin), 2241 nucleotides long. It is a transcript of the gene SP100, whose product is annotated as SP100 nuclear body protein. Gene Ontology annotation, molecular function: DNA-binding transcription factor activity, RNA polymerase II-specific; DNA binding; protein binding. The record is from RefSeq and is a predicted model, not a curated record. The transcript has 19 exons. Lineage: Eukaryota; Metazoa; Chordata; Mammalia; Artiodactyla; Delphinidae. Gene Ontology annotation, cellular component: nucleus. The coding region runs from base 114 to 2069 and encodes 651 amino acids. Gene Ontology annotation, biological process: regulation of transcription by RNA polymerase II.
CUGCUCAGGGCUCAGGGCUCAGGGCUCCAGCAGCCUCCCGGGACCGGACCGAGGCUGGGGAGCCUGGAGGGGUCGGAGGCCAAGCUCAGGCCCAGGCCAGGCUGGGCGGGAAGAUGGCUGGUGGGGGCAGCGAGCUCAGCAGCAGGAUAUCCAUAGGAAAUCAGAACACAGACGACAGACUUAUCCUUGAGACUGCAUUCAGGCAAUUCAAAAGAUAUAAAGUGGAGAUUUCAACUGCAAUAAAAAAGCCAUUUCCUUUCUUUGAGGGUCUUCGUGACCGUGGGCUCAUCACCAAUAAAAUGUAUGAAGACUGUCAAGAUUCUUGUAGAAACCUGGUCCCUGUAUCGAGAGUGGUUUACAAUGUUCUCAGUCAGUUGGAGAAGACAUUUGACUUGCCGCUUCUGGAAGCUGUGUUCAGUGAGGUCAACCGGCAGGAAUAUCCUGAUUUAAAUCACAUUUAUGAAAGCUUUGUAAAAGCAAUCCAGAAGAAAAUUAAUCAUGAAGAAAGCAAUGAAGAAGAGACGGAGGAGAGGCCUACUCUCCCACUAAGCCUUGAGCAAGGUAUGACCUCACCUGAAAAUGCACUCUUGGAUCACCUCUGUGAAACAGAACAGAUAAAUGCAACGAGGCAAGAUACAACCAGUGACCCAAUCGAUGCGCUAGAAAGCCAACAAGCAAAUGAACAAUGUGCCCAAGAGUCUGAACCAGCAGAGUCCUGCGAACAAGUACCUAUCCAAUCAAAUAAUGGUGAUGCAAGAAAAGAGACACCCAGCCCAUUGCCUUAUGAGGAAGAAAAAGCAACGCUACCCAACCAUGGAUUUCAAAUGAAUUCCUGUUCUGUCCUUCUAGUGGAUAUAAAGAAGGAAAAGCCAUUUUUUAACCCCGAAGUUGAAUGGCAAACCCAGGCAAGGACUGACUGUAACCAGGCACCUGAUGUAAUAGUGAUCAGCAGUGAGGACUCCGCAGAAUCCAGUGAUGGAGACAUGUCCCCAGAACCCUCCACAUCAGCACUGAGAAAGGCGUCUGAUCCUUGGGAUAUUGAAAACACAUCAGUUUGCUGCAUAAGCAACAGGAAAAGACGGAUCAGCAGUGGUGACACUUCAGAAUUGAGUAACGAAGAUGAGCCUCAGGAAACGUCUAGCUCACUCCUGAGAAAUGGGUCAGAUACCACGGAUAUUGGAAGCAAUUCUACUUCGGGAAAACACAGUGAGAAAAGAAGUCCAAGAAUUCCCAAAGAAACAAAUAUGGAUUUUCGGCUUCCUGAACUUCCUGUGACUUGUGGUGAGGCGAAGGGGAUUUUAUACAAGAAGAAAAUGGAAAAAGGCACCUCGGAGAAGUGUAUACGGGAUGCACAUGGAAAUUGGUUCACCCUCAGGGAAUUUGAAAUUGAAGGAAACCACGGAGCGUCCAAGAACUGGAAGCAGAGUGUGCGCUGCGGGGGAUGGCCCCUGAAAACCUUGAUUCAGGACGAUUUUCUACGAGACCCACCAAGAAAAAGAAAAAAGCCAGAAAACUCAAAUGAAUGCGAGGUAUGCCGUGGAAAGACCACGCUGUUCUCCUGUAAUACUUGUUCGAGGUUCUUUCAUGAGAAAUGCCACAUCCCACCUAAAGAUGCUGACAGGAACCCAUGGAGCUGCACUUUCUGCAAGAUAAAGGAUCUUCAGGAAAGGUGCCCAGAAAGCCAACCAUGUCAUCAGCAAUCUGAGGUCCUGAAGAAGCUGAUGCUGAGUAAAGAGAAGUUAAAGUGUGAGUUCCUCCUCUUAAAGGUCUAUUGCUCUCCAAAAAGCUCUUUUUUUGCCUCAGAACCAUAUUAUACAUCUCAAGGCCUGGAGAAGCCCAUGUGGUUAAACAAAAUCAAGAAAAAUCUGACGAUGAACAUAUAUCACCGAGUACGGGAGUUUGUGCGGGACAUGCGUCUCAUCUUCCAGAACCACAGGGCGUUUUACAAGAACAAUAAAUUCAUCAAUCUGGGGCUUCAGCUAGAAGCUGAAUUUGAGAGUGACUUCAAAAACGUUUUUGGCAUCCAGGAAAUAAGUACAAACAGCAGUCGGUUUGAGCUGAUCUUUUAAAUGUAGCCUGUUUCUAGUUCCCCCUUCAGAGUCUCCACUGCUACAUGAUGUUGUGCCUGUGGCCCCACUGACCAACUUCCUGUUGCUGUGUGAAUAACACACUUCUUUUUCAAACUUUUUUUUACUGACAUUCCUGCUUAUUUACUUUUCUAAAUAAAAAUCUUAAACUUCA